CUCUCUCUCUAUCUCUCUCUCUCUCUCUCUGAUCAGUACUACUGCACCCAAUGAUCCCCUCAAUCAUUCCACUUAUAUACUUCUUCUCUUCCUCAUUUCCUUCCUUGCAACAACCACCAUAACACCCUCAACCUCCCUCUCUCUCUCUCUCUCUCUCUCUCUCUCAAAUGGCUUGCCAGUACCACGUGAUCUUACUUAUUGGGUUACUUUUGUCACUCUCUUGUCUUUCUGAUCAAGCAAUCAAUACCAACCAGUCUCAUUUUUUCGCCCUCAUGAAAAAGUCCGUCUCAGGGAAAUUCUUGUCUGAUUGGGAUGUCUCAGGAGGGAAGCCUGUCUGCAACUUCACCGGAGUUUCUUGCGACGAUCAAGGCUAUGUCGUCAAGCUUGAUGUCUCCGGGUGGUUACUUUCUGGUAAAUUCCCGGCAGACGUAUGCUCUUAUCUGCCAAAGCUACGGGUGCUCAGUCUCAGCAGCAACAAAUUCAGCGGCGACUUUCCUGCCAGCGUCGUCAACUGCGCCUUCCUGGAGGAGCUUAACACGAGUCGCCUGAAUCAAUCAGGGCAGCUUCCUGAUUUCUCGCCGAUGAAAUCUCUACGAAUACUUGAUUUGUCGUACAACUUAUUUAACGGCAGCUUCCCCAUGUCAGUAACUAACCUUACCAAUCUGGAGGUGCUUGCCUUCAACGAAGACCAGGGCUUCAACUUAUGGCAACUCCCGGAGAAUAUUUCCAGGCUGACAAAGCUAAAAUCUAUGGUCUUGACAACAUGCAUGGUGUACGGUCGGAUUCCUGCGGCAAUAGGAAACAUGACAUCACUUGUUGAUCUUGAAUUGAGCGGAAAUUACUUGGUGGGUGAAAUUCCAAAAGAGAUUGGAUUGCUCAAGAACUUGCAACAGCUUGAGCUUUACUAUAACAUGCUCGUCGGCAAUAUACCGGAGGAGCUUGGAAAUCUUACAGAGCUCGCAGACAUUGACAUAUCAGUCAACAGGUUGACGGGAAACAUCCCGGAGUCACUUUGUCGGCUUCCCAAGCUCAGUGUCCUCCAGCUUUACAACAACAGCCUUACAGGGGAAAUCCCAGGUGCGAUUGUAAACUCAACAACCUUGACCAUUUUGUCACUUUACGCCAACAAUCUGACAGGACAUGUUCCACAAAACCUCGGCCAAUUGUCACCGAUGAUUGUUCUAGACGUUUCAGAAAACAAUCUGUGGGGUCCGUUGCCCGCAAAAGUUUGCAAUGGAGGUAAAUUGGAAUACUUCCUUGUUCUUCAAAACAUGUUCUCUGGAAACUUGCCUGACAGUUAUGCAAACUGCAUGCCUCUUCUACGGUUUCGUGUUAGCCAUAACCGUUUGGAGGGCUCCAUACAUGAAGGGCUGCUAAGUCUUCCACAUGUCUCAAUCAUUGACUUGGGCUACAAUUUUUUCACUGGUACCCUUGCCAACACAAUCGAAAAGGCCCACAAUUUGUCUGAACUAUUCAUACAGAACAACAGGAUUUCAGGUGUUCUGCCUCCAGGAAUCUCUAGAGCAAUCAAUCUGGUGAAGAUUGAUCUUAGCAAUAAUCUUCUGUCUGGCCCAAUACCCUCUGAAAUUGGAAAUUUGAGAAAGCUAAAUUUGCUGCUGCUACAAAGCAACAAGCUCACAUCUUCCAUCCCCGACACACUUUCAUGGCUAAGAUCUCUCAAUGUUCUUGAUCUCUCCAACAACCAAUUGACAGGAAGAAUCCCAGAAAGCCUCUCUGAAUUGUUACCAAACUCCAUCAACUUCUCAAACAAUCGGCUUUCUGGUCCAAUUCCUCUCUCUUUGAUAAAAGGAGGGUUGGUAGAAAGCUUCUCUGGCAACCCAGGUCUCUGUAUGUCAGUCUAUGUUAACUCAUCGGAUAAAAGCUUCCCCAGUUGUUCAAAGACUUACAACCGGACGAAACUAAACUCCAUCUGGGCAAUUGUAAUCUCAGUUGUUCUCAUCGUUCUUGGAGCCAUCCUUUUCCUGAAGCGUCGGUUUAGCCAAGAAAAAUCUGCUAUAGAACAUGAUGAGACCAUGUCUUCAUCCUUGUUCUCAUAUGAUGUAAAAAGCUUCCAUCGAAUAAGUUUCGACCAACGUGAGAUCUUUGAAGCCAUGGUUGAAAAGAACAUAGUCGGGCACGGAGGAUCCGGGACAGUGUACAAGAUUGAGAUGAGCAGUGGGGAAGUUGUUGCAGUGAAAAGGUUGUGGAGUCGAAAAACAAAGGAAACAGCUUCAGAGGAGGAAGAUCAGCCGUGUACAAACAAGGCGUUGAAAACAGAGGUGGAUACUCUUGGAAGUAUAAGGCACAAAAACAUAGUGAAAUUGUACAGCUACUUCUCAAGCUUGGAUUGCAGCCUGCUGGUUUAUGAGUUUAUGCCAAACGGUAACCUUUGGGAUGCUCUUCACAAAGGGCGUAUCGAUUUGGAAUGGCCUAUUCGCCAUCAGAUUGCGCUGGGGAUUGCACAGGGUUUGGCAUACCUCCACCAUGAUCUAUUGCCUCCUAUCAUUCACAGAGACAUCAAGUCAACCAAUAUCCUUCUAGAUGUCAAUAACCAGCCCAAGGUUGCAGAUUUUGGCGUAGCCAAGGUUUUACAAGCAAGAGGAGGGAAGGAUUCAAGCACUACAGUAACUGCAGGCACUUAUGGUUACAUGGCCCCAGAAUAUGCAUAUUCGGCUGAAGCAACAACCAAGUGUGAUGUGUACAGUUUUGGAGUAGUUCUAACGGAGCUGAUAACUGGGAAGAAGCCAGUGGAGCCAGAGUUUGGAGAGGGCAAGGACAUCACAUAUUGGGUCAGAAACAAAGUGGACACCAAAGAAGCCAUGGAGGUCUUAGACAAGCGAUUGUCAGGGCAAUCCAAGGAUGAGAUGAUCCAGGUUCUCCGAAUCGCCAUCCGUUGCACCUACAAGGCCCCAGCCCUUCGCCCAACCAUGAAGGAGGUUGUCCAGUUGCUGAUUGACGCCGACCCCCGCAGAGUCGAUUCUUGCAAGUCGUCAAACAAGACCAAAGACACAUCAAAUAAUGUCGCCAAAACAAAGAACCCCAUUUGAGUUAUGAUUGCAUGAAGAAGAUUAAUGCAAGGUUUGAGGUGAACUAGCUAGUAUGGCAUAUAUAUCUUAAUUACUCUGAUAAAGAGCAACUUAAUUAACUCUGAUACUGUCCUUGUAAUUCUAAACAAAAGUAGUUUUUGUAGAUACUGCUGUCCUUCUUCUUUAUCUUCUCCUUUCGAGUAACGAACGUCCGUCUGUCCGUCCGUCCACAACGCUCUUACAAUUUGUUGACACGUAUCAGCAUAUAUGUCGUUGGUGCGACGUUGUAGACCAAUUAGUUGCGAGUGUAGAGCAUUAUUCCUUUUUCUUUUUCUCUCUUUGUAAGGAUCAGCUGAAGAAUGAAUACAACUGCUUUAAAAUAA
Messenger RNA from Alnus glutinosa, 3409 nucleotides. RefSeq names its product receptor protein-tyrosine kinase CEPR1. NCBI's taxonomy places the organism in Eukaryota, Viridiplantae, Streptophyta, Magnoliopsida, Fagales, Betulaceae. The coding region runs from base 168 to 3047 and encodes 959 amino acids. Gene Ontology annotation, biological process: protein phosphorylation. Gene Ontology annotation, molecular function: receptor serine/threonine kinase binding; ATP binding; protein kinase activity. The transcript has 2 exons. The record is from RefSeq and is a predicted model, not a curated record.